AUGGAAAUAUCAGACCUCACUCAGAAUUUUAUCGACUUGUGCUCGCCUAGCCCUAAAAGGAAGCCAAAGGGGAGAUCGGCCAACCUUCCUGCCCUGCACAUACAGCGGAAUGUUUUUGUGUCAUCUGAUGAACCAAGCUCUGGUUCCGACUCUGAAACUCUGGUCGUUAGUACUCCUAUCAGGCGUCGAUUCAAAAUUGAAAGCCCAGACAGAGGUGAAAGCCUGGAUGGUAGUCAAUCUGUUAUUGAUCUUUCCACACCAAAUCAAGUCUCAGUAAUGCCAAUCAAGCGAGAAAUCAAGGCAGAAAAACCAGACCCACCUCAUGUCAUCGACAUCCGCACACCUGAAUCCAAUCCUGUGCUCAUGGACAGUAAAUCUGCUCCUGCCACGCAUUCUCUGGUCAAAGUUACUCCAGGCAUAGUGCGCUUGGGGGCACUGUUUCAUUCUUGGGAGGAGGCCCGGGAUGCGGUAUACGCACAUGAGGAGUGUUUGGGGCACUGCUGGAGGAUUGGUCAAAGCAAAAUGGAUACUUGCGGAAACCGAAAGAAGGUUACCUUGCAAUGCAACCACUACCGCCAGCAUCUUCCCAUUCAUUCUGUUAAAAUCGAUCUGGCAGAUCAUCGAAAGGGCAAAUCAAUCAGGACAAGCUGUGAGGCUUGUGUUAAUGUCAAUAGAAUUCAAGAUGCAGGUAUAUGGAAGGUUACCUUGACCGAAUGGGAGCAUAACCAUCCACGCGAAAUCCCAGAAGAUGGUUCCAUUCGACGGCCUGUUACCAAAGAGCAAAAGGUUGUGAUUUCUCAGCUUGCAAGUGCCACAACCCAGCAAUUUUCUCGGGGCCAAAUUGCUGAGGUCCUGAACACACAAACUGGAGAACACAAACUCAAACCUUGUCAGAUUUCAAAUGUGAUGAGCCAGGCACAAUGGGAAGCAAAGGAUGAGGUGGAAAGACUUGGUGGUGACAUGAAUGCGAUUAGUGAUGUGCAGGCCAGGCUUGGCCUGAAAGCCACGGCUAUGGCCCAGCUUUGCACGGCUCAGGCUCAUCCAAUUUCAAGCCUGAGCUUUUUGCAAGGCUUUAGGCUGGCUCAGGCCUGGCUCAGGCUCAGGCCACGGCUCAUGGGCUAA
Molecule: messenger RNA, 1122 nt
Organism: Laccaria bicolor S238N-H82
Lineage: Eukaryota; Fungi; Basidiomycota; Agaricomycetes; Agaricales; Hydnangiaceae
Exons: 1
Coding region: 1-1122 (373 amino acids)
Source: RefSeq, a predicted model, not a curated record